AUGGGCGACGGAUCCUUCGCCAUCUCGUCCAACGCCCCGUACAUUCCCUCGCCUCCUCCUGGUGCAAACGACCGCGAGGAAGUCUACGCGGAUGGCCGUACGGGCUGGUUCGAGCCCGGGUAUCAUGCUCAGUGGUGGAGCAGCGCGUUUGAACACCGCGCGUUCAUCUACGAAGCCCCGGACAAUGACGAAGGAGUCGACGCUGCUUUCGUUAAACUCGACUUCAAGAAAGGGCGAAUUCCGGCGUCCUUCUACGUCUCGUGCAUUCAAAAUGGGACCGGCACCCCUACUCGCAACUUCUCGCUCGCCCUGAGAACUCUUUACGACGCCGAGCUUCGUCGCGCCGAGGAGUUCUAUAACCUCGACCGUUCUCCCCCCUCUGGCUUCGUCCUCCGACCCACCUGUGUGCAGGACGCUCUCUACGACUUCAGCAGCCUCACCGUCGACCUUCACUCCAUGCGCAAGAUCGUCGCCCUCAUCCAACGACACCUCCUGGAGCUGCGAGCCUACGCGCUUCACGCCUACUUACGGCGCGCCUUUGCGGAAGGGCGCUUUUCGAUUCCCUGCCCGGACCUGGUGGGCAGAGGAUGUUGGGUGGAUGAGGGGAACGAUGAGGUUAGGAAGCGUCUCGCCUGGUGUGGCGUCCCCGUCUGGUACGUCUCUCGUUCCCCUCCUCCCGAGAGCAAGCUUGUCUCGUCCAUCGCUCCCUUGGACGACCGACUCUCGUGGGAAGAGUGGGACGUCGCGGAACACGCGCCGCCUCAACCACUCGGAAGACGGACCCGACAAAGGAUGCGCCAACUCCAAGCCGACCUGGACAGCGCCGAGGAGGACUCCGAUCUAGAUAUGGGCGACUCAAGGCGGCGGGACCGAGGCCCUCCUCGCCGAGCUUCACCGGCGCCGACUGUCCCUUCUCUGCCGGAUCGAACGGAUGGGGCGACUACCGCGGCCUCGCUCGAGAACCUGGAGGAGGGAUGGGUGAACCAUCCAGCCCCUGAGUCUCUUGCCGAACCACUUCCUCAAGCUCGAACCCCGCGCAGAGUGUCGGAACUGCCGCUCCUGCGCGAGGAUUCGCUCGCGAUCCCGCCACCCCUAAGCCUUCGCGGAGAAACGGUAGCGCCGCUCCCGCGUGCGGACUCGCCUAUGGCCGUGUCGCUACCAGCCAGCCCGGUCGAGUCGUAUGCGCCGCUCCCUACGGCUCCCUCUCCUCAGUCGCCGCCCCCGCGCCCCGCCGUCGACAAAGGAAAACGAAGAGCGAAGUCUCCGUCGCCUAGCCCAUACGGGAGAUACGGCCCGUCCCUCCGUCGUUCCCCUUCCCCGGACUCACGACCCCUCCGUCGUGCCUUAUCUCGGUCGAGAUCUCCUCGGCCCUAUCGCCCUCGCCCGCGAUCGCCCUACCGCGCUCGAUCUCCGCCGCGUCCUCCGCUCAGGAGAGGUGGCGACUUUUACCGACCCCCUCCUUCGUCUGGGUAUACGAGGCGAUCCAGUCGAGACAAGAUGCAUCGAGCGGAGCCUCCGGAAAGAGCUCCCAGGACCUCCAGGGGACGCAGCCCGGUGAGACGAUCCGAUCCCCCUAGUCGACCUCGUUCCCCUCCUCGCGAACGCGUCUCUCGGGACAGCCCGACCACGUCCAGUCGGUCCCUAGCUGAACGGAUUCACCCACUAUCCGCGCCUGCCCCGACCCGAUCGCUCGAGGAACGAUUGAGGAGCGGAGCGUUGAACACUGCCAACCCUGCCCCCGUCGAGGACGUGAACGAGCCCGGCCCCUCUCUCCUCUCGCGAUUGAGUGACUCGCGCUCCCUGCUCGCUCGGGUAGGGACAACGCUUGAGGAACGGCUCUCUGACGUCAGCACUCGCGAGCCCAAGGACGACGAACCCGUCGUCGAGGACGAGGACGAGAGUGCCCAGGACCAAGAGACGGCGAACCAACCCGCGAACCCUAGUCGGAUCGUCACCCUCCCGUCCGGAGCUCCCCUCAGGACGAGGCUGAACCUUCACUCUCCGUCCGAAGUGGUCGAAUACAUUCGCCGACCCUUUGAACGUGACGAGUUCACGCCGGCCCCUCGACGUCCCUGGGAGAGCGAGCUCGGUCCGGAGCCUCAAUUCCCGGAGGAUGGGUUGCUUCUUCUGCCCUCGCCUCAGCUGCUGCUCGGCCGACCCGACGAUCGGUACGGAGCUCUCUUGAUGUGGCUCAAAUCAAGGGAUAAACAAGUGGAGGCAUUGAACCUACCGCCCGGAGAGUGGGACCCCCUCAAGUUCAAGGUCUGGAAGGGUCGCCUGCGUCCGGAUGCUGCUCUGAGCCGUACGCUCAAGACUUGCAACGUCCGUCCGCUCCCCGACGCCAUGAUACCGUACCUCCGAAACCCCGGUCCGGAUGAAGAGGACAAGGAAGUAUGGGAGCUCCGCACCUUCCACUUCCGGUCGAACGUCGAGCGUAUAGUGGCGGCCAAACAUCCGGCCAUGAGAGCGACUAUGUCGUCAACUGCUCGCGGCGCGCUAUGGGCCGGGAUCCGCGACCGAGUGCGACGAGUCUGGGGGGCAGGACUGUCCGUCUAUCCUUCCUACUACGAACCUCGCUACCUCGACAGUGAAGACGACGUGGUGCGGCUCGCGCACUGGUGCGCUCUGGGACGGAUUCUCUUGGAAUUGGACGUUAGGGACGACAUUGCAAAGGAUCUGAGACUCGCGGUGGGGGGCCCUGUUACGGAUGCGGCGGACAGGAUCAAGCGCCCGUCUCUGCUGAAGACGCGCGCUAUACGGAAUAGACGCCAGACUUACUUGCAUCCCACCACCUCGUCCGAGUGCGAUUCCGCCGCGCCGUACGAACUGGGAUUGAGUCUCUUCGACGUCGGACUCCUCGUCCUUCGUCCUCGACGCGAGCUCCCCGCUGCGCUGUCCUUCCGAGUCGUCUCCUCGUCGACUCCGCUGUCGAGCUCCUCGCCGACUGCCAGCGCGCUCCUCGCGCGACGACUUCAACGCGGGCUCCUCGCCUCGCUCACGCCUACAGCGGGCUCCUCGCCCCGUUACGACCUUUACGAUCCUCACGACCUCAAGUCCGUGGUCUUCCAUCGACACACGACCUCGAGUUCACGGCCUAGCCCGGCCCCUCGACGAGAGCGCGAUACCGCUAACUCUCACACCGGGUCCACCGUUCCAAACGGGCCAAAUGCACUCCGGGUGGACCGUUCGAAACGAAUAUACAAUGUCACACCCAUCUAUGGCCAAUAG
This is a messenger RNA of Fomitopsis serialis, 3228 nucleotides long. RefSeq lists its product as uncharacterized. The coding region runs from base 1 to 3228 and encodes 1075 amino acids. The transcript has 3 exons. The record is from RefSeq and is a predicted model, not a curated record. Lineage: Eukaryota; Fungi; Basidiomycota; Agaricomycetes; Polyporales; Fomitopsidaceae.